Molecule: messenger RNA, 8076 nt
Organism: Sphaerodactylus townsendi
Lineage: Eukaryota; Metazoa; Chordata; Lepidosauria; Squamata; Sphaerodactylidae
Gene: PATJ
Product: PATJ crumbs cell polarity complex component
Exons: 46
Coding region: 356-5968 (1870 amino acids)
Molecular function (GO): protein binding
Source: RefSeq, a predicted model, not a curated record
AAGCAAGUAAGGCUCCGAGAGUGGUAGGUGGAGCAGCAGAUCCCUCUCAUGAACAGAGGAAUGGAGAUCUUCAGUGUUGUGGGACAAAGAUGUGCUUUGACCUUGCAGAAUUCUGUACCUCCACGACAUUCUGAUGAUGGGCUACACAUCUUCCUUUUGAGAUGCGACCUGGAAGAAAAAGUGCAAUUUGCUUCUUUGCUAGGCUCAGUGGGAGUAAGCUGGAACCCUCAUAUAAGACAGGAUCUAAUGUAUCACAUCUUCUUGCUUCCAAUGAAAACAUGAAGUAGUUUUUAGGAUUGGGUUGUCUAUGAUAAAUACGAUUUUUUUUGAGAGAAAGCAAUACUGACAAGCCAUUAUGCCAGAAAAUCCUGCAGCAGACAAACUACAAGUGCUGCAGAUCCUGGAGCGUCUGCAAAGAAAGCUUCAUGAAAAUGGAGACACUUCGCAGGCUGAGAAACUGACUGUUUUGUACAGUACACUCAGGAGCCCCUUAUUCAAUCAGAUUCUGACUCUUCAACAGUCAAUCAAGCAACUGAAGGAACAACUCAGUUAUAUGCCUCCAGAUCGUUCAGUGGAUUUUGACUUUACCAGGAGAGGUUUGCUGGUGUUUGAUGCUGACCACCGUGCUCCUGAUUUUGGUAAUCUUUAUGUGACUUACAACAAUAAUAAUUUACCAGUAUCGAAGAUACCUCCUCUGAUGCCAAAACUUGCAGUGGAUGAGUUUAAUUUAGCAAUCCAAAGGAUGGCCAAGGGAAAACAAAUAGAAUAUAUAGAUAUUGAAAAGCCAUUUAGUGGAGGUCUUGGAUUUAGUGUGGUUACCCUUAAAAAUCAAAGCACUGGAGAAGUUGGUACCUUUGUCAAGGAAGUUCAACCCGAAAGCAUAGCAGCCAGGGACCAGAGGUUAAAGGAAAAUGACCACAUAUUGGCCAUUAAUCAUACUCUAAUGGAUCAGAACAUAUCCCAUCAACAAGCAGUUGUGAUGCUCCAACAGUCCAUAGGUUCCGUACAUUUGGUUGUGGCUCGAGAGCCAACCCAAAGAAGCAGUAGGACCUCAUCUGCAUUCAGUGACAAUAAUUUGCCUGAAAUUAUCAGCUGGGGUCAUAUUGAAGAUGUUGAACUUGUUAAUGAUGGUUCAGGAUUAGGUUUUGGAAUUGUCGGUGGGAAAUCUAUUGGCGUAGUGGUACGGACUAUUGUACCUGGUGGACUGGCAGAUAAGGAUGGGAGGCUCAGAACCGGCGAUCACAUUUUGGAAAUUGGAGGCACUAAUGUACAAGGAAUGAGCAGUGAGCAGGUUGCUCAAGUGUUGAGGAAUUGUGGGAACUAUGUUAGGAUGGUUGUUGCAAGGGAUCCGGUAUGUGAAAUAACUGUGACGCCACCAACCCCUUUGGCCCAGCCUGUUGGUAUGCUGACUCCUUUUCAAGACAGAAGUUUUGGCACAGAACAUGAAAUACAGGAAGUUCAGCUGAUGAAAAAAGAUGGACAAAGCCUGGGUAUAACAAUUGUUGGUUACACAGGAGUUUCUGACAAAGUGGAAUCUUCUGGGAUUUUUGUCAAAAAUAUAGUACCUGGCAGUGCUGCAGAACACAGUGGUCAAAUAAAAGUUCAUGACAAAAUUAUUGCUGUUGAUGGGAUUAACAUUCAGAAUUAUACUAACCAAGAAGUUGUGGAGGCAUUGCGUAAUACAGGGCUUAGUGUACACCUUACAUUGCUUCGAAAGAAAUGGUGUUAUACUGACUUCCCUUCAGAAAGAGGCUCAAACAGAGUGCAGUCAAACAUGCCAGCCAUAAUCCUGUCUGGAGCUGUGGAAACUGAAAUGAACUUAGUUAAUGAAAGUGAAGAAGCACAAGAGCAAUUGGAUAACUCAGAAAAUGAAAAUCAGCAGAAACUACUUGCAGUGGGUGAAAGCUCAGAAUCAUCAGAAGAUAAAUUGAAAUCUAAGUGGCAAAAAAUGCUGGGACCUGACUUUGAAGUUAUGGUUUCUACUGUGGACAUGCCAAUUGCAGAUGAUACUGAGCUGCAGAAAUAUUCAAAGUUGCUCCCUGUUCACACGUUGAGGCUAGGGGUUGAACUUGAUACAUAUGAAGGACAUCAUUAUAUAUCAUCAUUUGCCACUGAUGGUCCAAUUGCUAAGCUUGGUUUAUUUCAGUUGGAGGAUGAACUUUUAGAGGUAAAUGGUGUUCAACUAUAUGGAAAAUCCCGCCGUGAAGCAGUUUCUUUUCUUAGGGAAGUGCCACCUCCAUUUGCUUUGGUUUGUUGUCGACGCCUGUUUGAUGAUGGCACAGAGUCCUUUGUGGAUGAGCCUGCAACUGUUACUAUUUGCUCACCGGAACCUAAGAUAAUGGAGCCUGAAGAUUUUGGCCCAGAAGAGGAAGAGGAGGAGGAUGCAGAGCUUGCUCAAUGGUCUUCUGAAAUCAAAGUUAUUGAUCUUGUGAAAGACACUAAGACAGGCUUAGGCUUCAGCAUAUUGGACUAUCAGGAUCCCUUAGAUCCAACACAGACAGCCAUUGUGAUCAGCUCACUGGUGCCAAAUGGAGUGGCUGAGUGUGGAGGUGAACUUUUCCCUGGUGAUCGCCUGGUCUUUGUAAAUGAAAAAAGUUUGCACAAUACCAGUCUUCCAGAGGCUGUAGAAGUGUUGAAAUCUGCACCUCCAGGGAAUGUUCGUCUUGGAAUCUGUAAACCUUUGGUGGGAGAAAGUAGACAGAGUGAAGCUUAUUGCAUUAUGGAGCCAAAAAGUAUUGCCAGGAAUUCUGUAUCUCCAGCACAAAUCGAUAAUACUGAAUUAUCAGUACUCCUCAAAGCUUCAAAGAACUCCAGAGAUGUAUCUUUCUCUAAAGAAGAACUCGUUGAUGAACCAGUCCUGGAUUUGGGGAGAGAAUUUCAACUUUCUCAAAAUGAGACAGAUGUUGACAAGGAGGCAUGGGAAAUGCAUGAGUUUUUGAAGGCUUCAGUGAAGGAUCUUGAAGAGCGAGAGAUGCUAGUGGAUGAAGAAUAUUAUCUGGACCAGGAUUAUUACAAUUGUGUGCCAUCAGAUACAAAUGAGCUUGCUGCAACUACUGAGGUGGCCUUUGAUACUACAAGGCAAAGAGCAAUGGAACUAGCAUUUUCUAAGGUUCCAGAAUUGAGUGACAUGAUGGAUAUUAGAGCUGAAAAGCCUGAAGAAAACACAGAUAACAGUUCACUACUCCCUGGAGGCUUAGCAAAAUACAACCAACCAAACAGUAUGCUAAAUGGUCAGGAGACUAAUGCGGAGACACAAAGUGACCAUAAAGAUCUUCUGUGCAUCAACACUGAUCUUGAAGUUGCUGAAAAAAGUACAUCGAAGGCUAAAGACUAUGACUUUUCCAGCAGCCAGGAUUCUACUCUGUCUAGAGGGCUGUCUAGUGAAUUGCCUGAGAGAGAAGAAGGGGAAGGGGAAGAAACUCCAGUAUUCAGCCAUUGGGGACCACCACAGACUGUUGAAAUUUUCCGAGAUCCUUAUGUGCCCCUUGGCAUUAGUAUUGUCGGGGGACAUACCGUUAUAAAGCGCCUGAAGAACGGAGAACAGCUUAAAGGUAUAUUUAUCAAGCAAGUUUUAGAAGACAGCCCAGCAGGAAGAACAAAUUCUCUUAAAACCGGCGAUAAAAUACUUGAAGUGUCUGGAAUAGAUCUACAAAAUGCUACUCAUGAGGAAGCAGUGGAAGCUAUAAAAAAUGCAGGCAACCCCAUUGUGUUUGUUAUUCAGAGUUUGUCUACUCUACCUAGAAUUGUUUCUAUAAUAAACCCCAAGAAAAUUAAAGAUCACAGUGAUCAAGACACAGCUGGAGAAACUGAGCAGAAAAGUGGAGCACCGCCUCCCAUGAAACUGCCACCUCCUUACAAAGAACCAAAAACAUCUAGUUCUGAGGAGACAGAGGAGGAGGAAGAAGAGGACUUUUAUACAGAGGAGAAAAUCAGACAAAGAUAUGCCGAACUGCCAGGGGAGUUGCACAUUAUUGAGCUUGAGAAGGAUAAGAAUGGUCUUGGACUCAGCCUUGCUGGCAACAAGGACAGAUCUCGCAUGAGCAUCUUUGUUGUGGGCAUCAGUCCAGAUAGCCCUGCAGGGAAAGAUGGAAGAAUGUUCAUUGGAGACGAACUGUUAGAGAUAAAUAACCAGAUCUUGUACGGGAGAAGUCACCAAAAUGCUUCAGCAGUAAUUAAGACUGCCCCAUCAAAGGUCAAACUGGUAUUCAUACGCAACGACGAUGCAUUUAACCAGAUGGCUGUUGCUCCUUUCCCAUUACCCUCUAGCUCCCAGUCUUCCAUUGAGGACCACAGUACCAGUGCAAGUGGUGAAGAAGAUGCCAAUUUGGACUUUCUCAUGAAAGGCUCAACAGAUGAAUUGUACACUAAACUAAAUGUUAGUAACAAGGCUGAAAAAGAGAUGAUGGAGAAUCAGCAAGUCCUAUCAGAACAACCAGAAAAUUUCCGUAACCAAUUAAAGCAAUCCAAAUCUUCAGUAGUAAUUCCCAUCAAUUUACAUGAGAUAUCUUUGACACCUGCAUCAUCGUUUUCUCCAGAGACGGAGUUUAGAAGACAAAGCAGCUUUCCACCUCCUGUGGUAGUACUGGAUCCAGCAACGUGCCCAAUAGUUCCUGGUCAAGAAAUGACUAUAGAAAUAUCUAAGGGGCGAUCUGGCCUUGGCCUCAGCAUUGUAGGAGGAAAAGACACACCACUUGAUGCUAUUGUUAUCCAUGAAGUUUAUGAUGAAGGAGCAGCUGCUAGAGAUGGUCGACUUUGGGCUGGUGACCAAAUUCUUGAGGUUAAUGGCAUUGACUUGAGAAAUGCUAGUCAUGAAGAAGCUAUCACAGCCCUGAGGCAGACUCCUCAGAAAGUGCAACUGGUUGUUUACAGAGAUGAAGCUCAUUAUAAAGAUGAAGAGAAUUUAGAGAUUUUCCAUGUAGAGCUACAAAGGAAAAUGGGCAGAGGGUUAGGGCUAAGCAUUGUCGGCAAACGAAAUGGAAGUGGAGUAUUUAUCUCUGAUAUUGUCAAAGGAGGAGCUGCAGACCUUGAUGGAAGACUAAUUCAAGGGGACCAAAUCUUGUCUGUCAGUGGGGAGGAUGUAAGACAUGCUUCACAAGAGGUUGUUGCCACUAUUCUCAAGUGUGCUCAAGGGCUUGUGCGGCUAGAGAUUGGACGACUUAGAGCUGGGUCUUGGCUGUCAUCCCGGAAAACAUGUCAAAGUAGCCAGAUAGGCCAACACACCAUUCAUGGUCACUUUCACCCUACAUUUGCUCCAGUUAUCUCCACCUUACAGAAUUUUGUCAGUGCUAAAAGAUCAUCUGCUGAUUCCUCUCAUAGAAACUCAGUUGGAGCAGAUAUGGGUCUAAGAACUGUGGAGAUUACAAGGGGGCCAAAUGAUGCUCUUGGCAUCAGUAUAGCUGGUGGUAAAGGGAGCCCAUUGGGAAACAUUCCAAUCUUUAUUGCCAUGAUUCAAGCCAGCGGAGUAGCAGCACGUACACACAAGCUCAAGGUUGGAGAUCGGAUUGUCAGUAUUAACGGGCAGCCUUUGGAUGGGCUGUCUCAUGCUGAUGCAGUUAAUCUACUGAAGAAUGCUUUUGGGAGCAUUAUCCUGCAGGUUGUAGCUGACACCAACAUCAGUGCCAUAGCCAGCCAGCUGGAGAGCAUGACCUCUGGCGCUAACCUGGGCCCACCUACCAAACAUCAUCCUGAAGAUCUAGAAGCACCUCAGCCUAAAAUAAUUGUGUUGGAGAAAGGCUCAGAUGGAUUGGGAUUUAGUAUUGUAGGAGGCUACGGAAGCCCCCAUGGAGACCUCCCCAUUUAUGUCAAGACCAUUUUUGCAAAGGGAGCAGCUGCAGAAGAUGGCAGAUUGAAGCGUGGUGACCAAAUUUUAGCUGUUAAUGGAGAAUAUCUGGAAGGCGUGACUCAUGAGCAAGCUGUAGCUAUUCUGAAGCACCAAAAAGGGACUGUAACACUAAUUGUGUUGUCAUGAGCUUUGCUGCAAAUGCAAUCUUAGUUGGAUGCCAUUAUUUUUGAGCAUUGAUAGAGCUGCUAUAAAAUGGUAUACAGUCCUUUCCAAGUAAGAUGAAAACCCAACUCUCGCUAAAAAUAGUGCGCAUCAACCCUGUUGCCUGUGAGGUUCAUUUUGUCUGGUCACUGAAAGUAAUUGUGAAAUCAUUCUCUGCACUAAUGCUUCCUUGAAUGUUCUUCCUCUCUGCAAAGUUGUUUGUGCUUUACUGAUAAUGGUAUAAUCACUGAGGCUAGAAUUUGCACCUGCACAAAAAGGAGUUUAGCUCAUUAUUGGAUCCCAUCCAGUGGUCAGAAAUAAAUACUGAGUGACAUUUUUAUUUCACUCAUGGUUUGCUUAUGCUAAUCGUCUUUUCAACUAUGCCAAAAAAACAUUAAAAUUGAAUUAAAUUACUACCAUUCCAAACAAUGAAAUAUCAAAUUCUCCUUUGAGAAAUUGUUUAUUAAGUUCUAAUGAUGAAAUGCCUACCCGCUUGCCUAAUCUUCCUGGGGUUGCAUGUUGCUGGUAAUUAUGAUGAGUCAGUUUUCAGCCUCUCCACAAUUUGGAUUGGUCAUGUUUCAAGUUCUCUGACUCCCUCAGCUUCUUUUUGUAGAUUGACAUAAGCUUCAUGGAAAACAUGUCUCAGAGAGCUGGACAGGUGAUGGAAGAUAGUUUGUGGAAUCUAAAGCUCAACUCUGUGGAGGUUGCAGAAAGCACCUUAGUUUGGAAUAGGGCUAGUCAUUGUUAUUGAUAAUUAUAAUAAUAGCAACAGUGUAAAGAGAAUUUGGUGGUUCCGGUAACUCAUAGUCAGUUUUGUGGUACAGUAUCUAAUUAAUCAUCAGAGUAACAAUUCAUGUCCAAAGCCUGGAAUGUCUACUUGAUCUACUGUAUGAUUCAGUAGAAUACAGUAACAUUCAUUUUGAUUGUCUUGAAUAAAUGUUACAUGUGAAAUUGGUCAGAGGUGGGGAAGCAGUAAUCAAAGGAAACGUGGUUGUCUUGUCAAGAGUAUUGUCUUUAUUUGUUUUCUGUCCUGUGUUUGGAACUAGCUAAUCACAAAGUGCAUUAAGCUAUUGGGAUACAUUGUAAGUAUUCCAGAAUAGUGCCUGAAAGAAAGCUGAAUUUUAAAGGAUUUUUACUCAGUCUUCAAUGACAUUACUAAUGAUAUUUAUAAGGAAAGCAAAGGAAAAUAUUCCAUGAAGAACUUUUUAAGUCAAAAGGCAUUUUAUUUGUCAAAGUAUGCUGAGGUUAAUACACAUAUGUGUAAUAAGCACAUGUGCUGAAGUUAUUACACAUAUGUGAAACUUAGAGAUGUGGUACUUUAUACAAUUAAGAAUAGUUACCAAAAUUGCUCAUCAUUGUGAUUGUACAUGCUUAGAUUCUAUGACAUUAGUCCCCUUGCAAUACUCUGACCACUGCAGAGGGCUUCCUCUUCUGCUAGCACUCUUGUAUGUAUAACGGCUCUUUGGAAAAACUUUGAUCUUACACAGUGCUAGUGACAGGAAAAGCAGGCACUACAGUGGCUGGAGGAAUGUGCAUAAGGAAUAAUGUCAUGGGAUCCAAACCAUAAUUGAAACUGUUAUAACAAUUAUUCUACAUUUAAUGCAAGCAACUUUCCUUUCACACAUCUGUGAUACAAAUAACGUAGAGCUUGUGUGAUUAUGUAUUUUGCACUUAUCACUCAAAUGAGAGAUCCUAUAGUUGCUUCUUGUCAUUUGCACUCUACAUGUCACAUGUUGUACUGCAGAAGCUGCAUUGAAACCUACCCGUUAACUGGUGACAAUGUCGAGUAAGUUCUAUAUGAAAAUGAUCAAGGGUACAAUCCAGUGAGAAGUCCAGUGUGCAAGUCCCAGUAAAAUGAAUGGAAAUGUCUAAGAGCUUGUUGGGGCUUUCAUGGGCUAACUUCACAGUGGAUUAUGAGCCAACCAUUUAAGCUGCUUAAUGCUUUUCUGAGUACAUGGGUUUCAGGUUUGUUUAAUAAUGCUGCUGAUUUCUGUUAUAUAAGGAAAAUAGCAGUGAAAUGUAUGUUUAUGUAUAUUAGUAAAAUAAGAUGUUUUAUGACUUCCAAAGAUUCAAAAUAAAAUUCACUUCCAUAA